UUGGAGCGUGUGUGUGUGCUCUUGAUUUUCCUUCCUCUUCCAGAGACUCAAGCGAGUUCGCUGGGCAGGAGAGGGGAAAAAAAUAAAAAUACAACAAAUACACACACGCGCAUUUUUUGUAAAGGGAAUCCCUCUUUUUCUCCUGGAUUUGUGGAUGCACCGAUGAGAGAUCCAGCCUUCCCAGGGACUGCCAUGGCUUACCACCCCUUCCACGCACCCCGGCCGGCUGACUUCCCCAUGUCCGCUUUCCUCGCAGCCGCCCAGCCGUCCUUUUUCCCGGCUCUGGCUCUGCCUCCGGCGGCGCUGGCGAAGCCCAUGCCGGACCCGGGGCUGGCCGGGGCGGCCGAGGCCGGGCUGCACGUCUCGGCCCUGGGACACCACCACCAAGCCGCCCAUCUGCGCUCGCUCAAGAGCCUGGAGCCCGAGGAGGAGGUCGAGGACGACCCCAAAGUAACGCUGGAAGCCAAAGAGCUCUGGGACCAGUUUCACAAGCUGGGCACCGAGAUGGUGAUCACCAAGUCCGGGAGGAGGAUGUUCCCCCCGUUCAAGGUGCGGGUGAGCGGCCUGGACAAGAAGGCCAAGUACAUUUUGCUGAUGGAUAUAGUGGCGGCCGACGAUUGCCGGUACAAGUUCCACAACUCCCGCUGGAUGGUGGCCGGCAAGGCCGACCCGGAGAUGCCCAAGCGCAUGUACAUCCACCCCGACAGCCCGGCCACGGGGGAGCAGUGGAUGGCCAAACCUGUUGCCUUUCACAAGCUGAAGCUCACCAACAACAUCUCGGACAAGCACGGCUUUGUAAGUGCGGCUGCGGGGCAGAGUGUGGCCCCCGGGCAGGGACCCCGGGCAGGCGCGGGGUUUCCCGGUGCCGGUGCUGCCCGGCCCGAGGAGAACGGCGGGGCUUUAAGGGCUCCUCCAGCCGGGUCGGGCUGGGCGGCGGGGCCUGGCCGGGCCUUGCGGCUCUGCGGGGACAGGGACUUGGGGCGGUGGAUGUGCGGGGCCGAGGCCGUGCGGGGGAUGCAGCGAGAGCAGCCCCGACGGGGCGGCGGGGCCGCGGCCGACCAGGGGCUGUCAGCGCUGAGCGGCCGUAGCGCGAGGGCCCAUUUCUGCCCCCAAAAUGAGUUUCUCUCCUUAAUAACGAUCGCAGCUUCGCUGUCGCAACCUCUCCCUGACACCAGGGCUCUUGCCUCCCCUGGGUGCUUCUGCUCUGACCCUCUGCCCCUCCAUCCCCUUGCAGAGGAGAAGCCGGGGGCCGACAGUGAUGCGGAGGUGGAGAAGGUGCCCGAGGAGCGGCCGGUGGCAGCCGCCAGCCCCAGCGGGGAGGACGCGACGCCCCGCGGCAGCCCCCGGUGCCUGGAGGAGCGGGGCAAGGAGAGGCACAGCCCGGAGAAGGUCAAGGAUGGCGCAUCCCCCCGGGAGGGUCCCGGCGAGGGCCUGUUCGGCACGCGGGGCCUGGAGAAGGACAAGGUGGAAGGACGGAGGAAAGAGACGGAGCCGGGCAAGAAGGACACGGAGGGCAGCGGGCUGGGCAAGGAGGCCUUCGCCCCGCUGAUGGUGCACACGGACAGCCCCCCGCACCUCAGCGCCGGGCACCUGCAGAGCCUGGCGCUCUCCGGCCUCCACGGGCAGCAGUUCUUCAGCCCGCUGGGGGCUGGGCAGCCCCUCUUCAUCCACCCGGGACAGUUCGCCAUGGCCCCUGGCGCCUUCUCUGCCAUGGGCAUGGGACACUUGCUGGCCUCGGUGACCGGUGGGGGCAGCCUGGAGAAUGGAGCCCUCUCGUCCGCCCCGGGCGCGGCAGGGACGGCCACCCCCUUCCCUUUCCACCUCUCCCAGCACAUGUUGGCCUCUCAGGGAAUCCCGAUGCCCACCUUCGGCGGACUCUUCCCCUACCCCUACACCUACAUGGCGGCAGCAGCGGCGGCCGCCUCGGCCAUGCCGGCCACCAGCGCCGCGGCCGCGGGGCCGCUGUCCCGCAACCCCUUCCUGGGCAGCAGCCGCCCCCGCCUGCGCUUCAGCCCCUACCAGCUCCCGGUCACCAUCCCGCCCAGCACCAACCUGCUGACCACCGGCCUCCCCGCCAGCCUCAACCCCGGCUCCGAGGGCUCCAAGGCCGGCAGCAGCCGCGAAUCCAGCCCCCUCCCCGAGGUGCCCCUGCACAAGGGGGGCAGCCAGCGCCCCGCCGCCUCCCCCAAGGGCUCCCUGAAGGAGUCCCUCAAUGAACUGCAGAACAUCCAGAGACUGGUGAGCGGGCUGGAGAGCCAGCGGGAGCUGUCACCCGGCAGAGAGUCCCCCAAGUGACCGACGGGGCGGGCGGCGAGCCCUCCCGGCGGGGCGGAAAGCACUGGUAUUUUGUACAGCACAGUAUAAAUAUUUAUUGUGGAGCGAGGGGUGGGCGCGGACAGGGAGCGGAGUGCUGGAGCAAAGGGAUGGACCCCGCUGGCCAAGCGGACCCACCACCCCGGAACCAGGAGGGAGCGGUCGGAGCGCGGGGCUCACCUGCCCCUUCAGCUGUGGGGCUGGGAGCGGCUCCCCCCACUCCAGUGAGGCCACGGAGCCCCCAGGACACCCCAUUCCCCCGUUCCGGGCACUGGGCAGCUCGAGGGGGGGUAACGAGCCCAUGUGGAGACACCUGAUGGAUGGGGCAACCCCGACUCCAGCCCCAGCCCCGAUCCCGGGCAGGUGAGAGGGGCCAAACCCUCAUCUGUGCAAGGGGAGGGGGAAGGAAAAAAUAAUUUAAAAAAUAAGGAAAAAAAAAAAAGAUAUAAGAAACAGAAGAUGGAAAACAAGCCGCCUCGGCAGCCACCGCGCAGAGCGGGCACGGCGGGGGAGCCUCGUGGGUACCUGGGCAGAUAUUUAUGAAAUAAAUGGUAAUUUGUGUAAAUAAGCUAUAAGGAUCCCAGAAUAUGCAAAUUGGUAUUAAUUUAUUCAGAGUUGUACAUUGGUGUGUACAUAAUAUUUAGAGUUUAACUCAUCGCAUUUAAGGGUUUUUUUCUUUUUUUUUUUUUUCAUUUUACAUGAACAUAUAUAUUGUAAAUGAAAACUAUUUAGCUCUUUGUGAUUGAAGGAGAUAUCGGUUUCUCUAACUGUGUUUUAAAAUAUUGUUUAUCCCGCCUGUUCUCUAGGACAAUCAUGUGCCACCAGUAAAACGAUUUUUGGAGUCACUGAAACUAAGAGUUCAAUCCUUUAAUGGACUUUUGCAAGAAAAAAGAAAAAAAAAAACAGCAAAUCCAAAACUUAACUAAAAUAUCGCUACAGUGCGGGGUAUAGAGAAUGCAGGAAUAAACCUCAGGUUUUUAUUUUUCACUCCAGAACAAAAAAAAAAAAGUAUAAUAAAUUUAAAUAUCACAGGACUGUGCUCUAUAUUUGUUUUAAAAUAAAAAAGAUACAUGAUUUGCAACGUGCUGGUUACUCGGGUAUCUGUCUGUUCGGUUUUGAUGAAUUCUCACAUCUUUCAAUAAAAAAAAAAAAAUCUACUCGGAGAA
Messenger RNA from Lepidothrix coronata (blue-crowned manakin), 3479 nucleotides. RefSeq names its product T-box 2 (gene TBX2). Gene Ontology annotation, cellular component: nucleus. Gene Ontology annotation, biological process: cell fate specification; positive regulation of DNA-templated transcription; regulation of transcription by RNA polymerase II. The transcript is spliced from 5 exons. Gene Ontology annotation, molecular function: DNA-binding transcription factor activity, RNA polymerase II-specific; RNA polymerase II cis-regulatory region sequence-specific DNA binding. Lineage: Eukaryota; Metazoa; Chordata; Aves; Passeriformes; Pipridae. The coding region runs from base 163 to 2295 and encodes 710 amino acids. The record is from RefSeq and is a predicted model, not a curated record.